ACGGCACAUGCCCGACUGCCAACUCUCAGCUGGUUGCUCAAAGCCAUCCACCCACCAACAUCACACAACACACACACCGUUCAGACCUUAAACAUUCCUAGCAAGUGUAAAAAUGUGCACCACCAUGCCGCCUCAUUGUUGUUGAAAAGUUUCAUAGAUUAACAAUUACAAUGUUUAUCGAUCGUUAAUUGUGGUACAAUUGCUAUAUGUGAAAUGUAGUUUAUAAGUUAAAUUGCCGUUAAGGCAGGAUUUUCUCGGCUGAACUGUCACAGAAACGGCCUCACCAUUGCGAAUAUAAUCCCCAUUAUGAUUCUUGGGCGCAAGCAGAGCCUCAAGGGGGAGCACAUCCUGGCAGAUUACGGCCCGGAGGAGUCCCUCAAUGAGAGCGCAGACAUUGAAUGGGUGAAUAAGGGUUGGGUGAUGAAACUAAUGCCUUGGUGUGCCCUCGUAUCACUAGCAUCAGUCUGUCUAAACACACCAAAAACGUUUGAAGAGAUUCCAGAGCUCCAAUACAUGACAUUCGCAUUGGAUCUCAUCAUCACAUUCCUGUUCACUGCCGAAAUGAUUGCCAAAAUGCAUAUCCGAGGAAUUUUAAAAAGAGAUAACGCAUAUUUGAAAGACUACUGGUGCCAAUUCGACGCGACAAUGGUCCUCUUCCUCUGGUUUUCUGUAAUUCUACAAAUGUUUGAGAUGCUUGAGUUUGUUCCAAAGUUCAGCGCAGCGUCCGUAAUUCGAGCACCAAGGCCACUUAUCGUAUUUCGUUUUAUAAGGAUUUUCCUCAAAUUUCAGAUGCAAAAGGAAAGGAUUAAUCAAAUUUUCAAACGUUCGAGUCAACAAAUUUACAACGUAACUCUCUUCUUCGGCUUCUUCAUGUCCCUCUACAGUCUUCUGGGGGUACAAUUUUUCGGUGAACUAACGAAUCACUGUGUCUUGAAUAACACAGAUCAGAAACACAUCACUAUAAAUAGUUUAGCAAUACCCGAUACCUAUUGUUCGACUGAUCCCGAGUCUGGAUAUCAAUGCCCUGAGGGAAUGACCUGCAUGAAACUGGAGUUAUCCAAGUACAUCAUGGGAUUCAACGGUUUCGAUCAAUUCUUCAUCAGUAUCUUCACGGUUUAUCAAGCGGCGUCUCAAGAGGGCUGGGUUUUCAUUAUGUAUAGAGCAAUCGAUAGUCUUCCCGCUUGGCGAGCAAUUCUAUACUUCAGCACAAUGAUAUUCUUUCUCGCUUGGCUCGUUAAGAACGUCUUCAUCGCUGUUAUUACAGAAACUUUCAACGAAAUACGAGUGCAGUUUCAAGCAGAAGGACAGAGAACACACACCAGCACCUCAGAGUCCCAGCUUCUCUGCGAUGAAGCCAACGGUUGGAAACUGGUAACUCUAGAUGACACUAAGCAUGGAGGACUAGCAGCUUCUCCCCUCUGUCAGGCCAUUCUUCGAUCUCCCCAAUUUCGAAUGAUCGUGAUGUGUGCCAUUCUCGCAAAUGGACUUACAACUGCCACUAUGACUUUCAAACACGAUGAGAGACCACGAAACACAUAUUACAAUAAUUAUUACUACGCAGAAAUUGCCUUCACUAUUUUUCUGGAUCUCGAGACUCUGUUCAAGAUCUGGUGUCUAGGUUUUCGAAGUUACUAUAAACAUUCUAUUCACAAAUUUGAACUUCUACUGGCCAUUGGGACGACUAUACAUAUACUACCAUUUUGUUACAUGACUGCAUUCACAUAUUUUCAGGUGUUGAGGGUCGUAAGACUCAUAAAGGCAUCGCCCAUGUUGGAGGGUUUUGUUUAUAAAAUUUUUGGACCUGGAAAAAAACUUGGCAGUCUUAUUAUUUUUACCAUGUGCCUGCUGGUCGUUACUUCGAGCAUAUCCAUGCAACUAUUCUGUUUCCUAUGUGGUUUCACAAAGUUUGAGACAUUUCCAGAGGCAUUUAUGUCAAUGUUUCAAAUCCUGACUCAAGAAGCUUGGGUCGAAGUUAUGGACGAAACGAUGGUCCGAACCCAUCAUUUCAUAGCCCCAGUCGUCGCCAUUUAUUUCAUCGGUUAUCAUCUAUUCGUCACAUUGAUCGUGUUAAGUCUUUUCGUCGCUGUCAUUCUCGACAACUUGGAGCUCGAUGAGGAACUUAAAAAAACAAAACAAAAAAGCUUAUGCGCCCAAAGUGCAGAAAUCAAAGAAACACUUCCCUUUAGAUUACGAAUAUUUGAAAAAUUUCCGGCCAGUCCGCAAAUGACCUGCCUCCAUAAAGUUCCCUCAGACUUUAAUCUUCCAAAAGUUCGGGAAAGUUUUAUGCGACAAUUUGUCCUGGAUAUUGAGGACGAGAAGAAUGAAGCUGCCAAGAGGAUGAAUGAGACAUUCGACUCAAAGAUGGUGUAUAGAAAACAGAGGCCAGUAAAGAUUCUGAAUAAUCCGCCGAAAGUUAGAAAUGUUGUAGUUAGUUUGAAGAAAGCCGCUGUUAUCUACAUAAUUAAUGACUCGAACAACCAGAGACUACUUUUGGGGGAUUCCGCAAUGAUUCCAGUACCCGGAAAAGGUCUUCUAAAACCUCAAGGUACACUCAGCAGUGCAAAACAACUCCGCAUAGACCAGAAAAAAUCAAUUCGUAGAAGUGUUAGAAGUGGUUCAAUUAAACUAAAACAAACGUAUGAGCAUUUAGUAGAGAAUGGAGACAUCGGAGCGAUAAAUAGAGUGACUUCAUCGAGAAGUACUCCUAAUCCUGAUUGGGAUAUGAAAGUACUGCAGGCCAAGAGACAACAGGCGGAAAUGAGGAGGAAUCAGCGGGAGGAUGAUUUGAGGGAAAAUCAUCCGUUCUUCGAUACUCCAUUGUUUGCGGUACCAAGGGAGAGUAAAUUUCGAAAAAUCUGUCAACUGCUCGUUUAUGCUAGGUAUGAUGCAAGACUCAAGGACCCUUUAACAGGGAAGGAACGUAAGGUGCAAUAUAAAAGUUUUCAUAAUUUUCUUGGACUAGUUACGUAUCUGGACUGGGUAAUGAUAUUGGUCACAACAUUGUCCUGCGUUUCCAUGAUGUUUGAAACCCCAAGAUAUCGAGUUAUGGAGAUUCCAGGACUUCAAAUAGCUGAAUAUGGUUUUGUUAUAUUCAUGAGCGUCGAAUUGGCUCUGAAAAUACUGGCUGACGGACUAUUCUUCACUCCCAAAGCUUACAUCAAGGAUGUCGCAUCUGUUCUUGACGUUUUUAUUUAUAUUGUGAGUUUGGUUUUUCUCUGUUGGAUGCCAAAAAACGUCCCCCCGAAUUCAAGUGCUCAGGUGCUGAUGAUUCUCCGCUGCGUGAGACCCCUCCGAAUAUUCACUCUAGUGCCUCACAUGAGAAAAGUUGUCUACGAAUUGUGCAGAGGAUUCAAAGAAAUUCUCUUGGUAUCAAUUCUCCUCAUUUUGCUGAUGUUCGUCUUCGCAAGUUACGGAGUACAGCUCUACGGUGGCAGAUUGGCCCGUUGCAAUGAUCCAACAAUAACAUCACGUGAGGAUUGUGUCGGUGUAUUCAUGAGACGAGUAUUCGUAACAAAAAUGAAGUUAAAACCCGGUCAGAAUGAGAGCUAUCCGUCCAUCUUAGUGCCACGAGUCUGGGCCAACCCAAAACGCUUCAAUUUUGACAACAUUGGUGAUGCAAUGCUGACAUUAUUCGAGGUAUUAUCGUUCAAGGGUUGGCUGGACGUCAGAGAUGUGCUCAGUAAAUCACUGGGACCUGCCCAUGCUGUUUAUAUUCAUAUCUACAUUUUUCUGGGAUGUAUGAUUGGUUUAACACUCUUUGUGGGUGUUGUUAUUGCCAAUUAUUCGGAGAAUAAGGGCACCGCUUUGCUCACUGUUGAUCAGAGAAGAUGGUGUGAUUUGAAGAAGAGAUUGAAAAUUGCUCAGCCACUUCAUCUGCCGCCCAGACCCGAUGGAAAGAAGUUUCGCGCUUUUAUUUAUGAUAUUACCCAGAAUAUAUCUUUCAAAAGAUUCAUUGCGUUGAUGGUGGUCUGCAAUAGUGCAUUGUUGGUGGUUUCGUGGGUGAGUGGAGCCGCAUAUGCCGAACAUCUAGCCACGGUCUCCAUGAUAAUGGUCCUGGGAUUUGUUGUCGAAGUGAUAAUGAAAAAUAUCGCAUUCACACCACGUGGAUACUGGCAAUCCCGGCGAAAUCGUUAUGAUUUACUUGUAACAAUUGUCGGAGUAAUAUGGAUAAUAAUGCAUUGCAUGAUGAAGAAUGAAUUAUCCUAUUCCAUCGGCUACAUGUCUGUUAUUCUUCGAUUCUUCACAAUAACCGGCAAACACACGACAUUGAAGAUGCUGAUGCUGACGGUGGGAGUGUCCGUCUGCAAGAGUUUUUUCAUCAUCUUCGGAAUGUUUCUUUUAGUAUUUUUUUACGCUCUUGCUGGAACAAUUAUUUUUGGAACUGUUAAGUAUGGCGAAGGUAUUGGAAGAAGGGCGAAUUUUGAAUCACCUGUGACGGGUGUUGCGAUGCUCUUCAGGAUCGUCACCGGCGAGGAUUGGAAUAAAAUCAUGCACGACUGUAUGAUAGAGCCACCUUACUGCACCCCAGCUGCCAAUUACUGGGAGACUGAUUGUGGAAAUUUUCACGCUUCGCUAUUCUACUUCUGCACUUUUUACGUUAUUAUUACGUAUAUUGUGUUGAAUUUACUUGUGGCUAUUAUCAUGGAGAACUUUUCCCUCUUUUACUCCAACGAAGAGGAUGCGUUAUUAUCCUACGCUGACAUCAGAAACUUUCAGAACACGUGGAACGUCGUGGAUAUUCAUCAACGGGGUGUGAUACCAGUCAGAAGGGUGAAAUUUAUACUGCGACUGCUGAAGGGUAGACUGGAAACAGAUCCUCAGAGGGAUCGCCUGUUAUUCAAGUACAUGUGUUAUGAGCUAGAGAAGUUGCACAAUGGAGAGGACGUUACGUUCCACGACGUCAUCAAUAUGCUAUCAUACCGUACAGUAGACGUUCGAAAGGCAUUACAACUCGAGGAGAUGUUGGCACGAGAGGAGUUCGAGUACCUCAUCGAGGAAGAGGUGGCAAAGCAGACGAUUCGAACGUGGUUGGAGGGAUGUCUGAAAAAAAUACGAGCCACUGGGAAACAGCAGAACAGUCUCAUUGUGGGCCUAAGAGCAACAAACGAUCUGGCAGUGACACCUCAAGAUCAUCCGGAGGAGAAGAGCCAAGAGAGUAGUGUCGAUCGUGAGGAAGAACCCGAAGCAAAGGAGACUGAGGGAUUGAGAAAUCGGGGAGGAAAGAAGCCUGUUGUAUUACCUAGGUCAGAUAGCAUUGGUAGCAGUUCAGGGAGAAAGUAUCUUGCACCAACAUUAUCAGAUCCUGCCUCCGUCCGCAGUGAGAAGGAGAAACUCGCUGCCACUAAAAAACGUAGUAGCCGGCCAGCACCUCUGGUCAAAAAUAAUUUGCCUUAUUUAACGGAAGGAGCUGAGCAAAGUCGUCAGCCGCGCGACUCAUCGAACACGAAAGCAACAGCUCCAAAAGUAUCAAGUAUAACGUUGGAGGUACGCGAUUGGUGGCGCGAGCAAUUGGCGUAUAGCAGUGAAUCGAGUGAAGAUGAGUUCUGAAAAAUCUCGAUGUUCUACGUGAGUUUGAAAAAAUCAUAAAAUUUCUCUACUAGUCGUUCCUCGAUGUGGAACAACUAAUUACAAGAGGAUAUGAUGAAUUCAAGGCCCAGUCUGCUGUGAAAGGCGGACCCUCUGAUGGCCGUGAUAACGAUAAAGUCAGUUACUCGACUUGACUCUUCUUAUCUACUACUCUAACGGCGCUGUAGAUACGCCCUCCUAGAUUAAGGGAGGUUACAUUACUUGAUGAGAAAUUUCGAAGAUAUCAAUGGAAUUUUGAUUUUUAGAAUUUCUCAUGAAAAACUAAAAUAUUCUGAUUUUUAACUCAUAAAAAUCUCAAUAAUUUUCUAUUUUCCCUAUUUUUUACCAUUUGUUUGAAUUGAUUCAAAGUUAUUCUUCGUAAAACCAAUUUUAAAUGAAAAAUUAAUGUCUAGUGUUUUUUUUUACAUGAAAAAGAGUGGUGUGACCUCCCUUAACAUCCGUGACGAAGAAUGCAUAAAACUAUUGAAAAAGCAGAGAAGAUAACGCACACGAGAAAUUUUUUUAUUUCUAGGAAAAAACAAAGUAUUUUAUCAUCGAAAUGUUUUUUCGUGUUUCUGGGUGCCUAAUCACAUGAAUCGAAACAUAAUUCCUUAUCACUAAUUUUAUUUUGUUUUUACGAGUGAUAAACUGGAGAUUUGAGGGGUAAAGAGGUGAAGCCCUUACGUUAAUUGUUUAAUCAUCUCGAUUAUGGAUGGCGAGACGAGUAAAAUUUGAAGAAGCUUUUUCGAAAGGUUGAAAAUUCUUAACGAAAAGGAACUCUGGGUGUCAGAUUCGAAUGAAUGAAUUCAUAGCUUUAAAUUAGAGAAUGUGAGAAACGAAACGCCCAGAUUUUUCAAAAAAUUUUCAAGUAAUUGUUAAUGCGAUUAAAGUGUUCGUAGCUCGGAAGUAGUAGAUUAGGUUUUUUUUGUUGAACUGGGCCGUGAGUAUUGAAAGAAAAAGCCAUUUUGAGCCGUCACUCAAUCGAUUAAAUAUUAACAAAUCCACAUUUGGAGAGAACAGAUCUACUAGAUAUUAACGAAUAUUAAAAACAUACUCACUUAUCGAAUAUUUCAAAAAUAUCAGACGUCCGCUGCCCUAAUAAUUAAAACAGAAUCAUAAAUAACUCGUUUCACCUCUUCAUCCCUCAUCUCAAACCUUUAAAUAAAAAAUAAUAAUAAUCAGGAUGAAUUCGUCGAAAUAAAAAAAAAUGAAUGAACAUCGCCUGAUUGUAGAGACUGCUCGAUAAACAAAUAACUAAAGAAAAUUAAAUAAAUAACUCAAAUUGAUGUUGAAAAGUAAUCUAGAAUUUGUACGUAGAGACGAUUAGAUUUUUUACGAGUGGUCUGCCACAGCCACACUCCCGCCCCCCUCCCCCCGCCCCCCUUCUCCCUCCUGCGUCCUGGCACAAGUGAUAGCUCUUACGUUUGUAUUUGCGAAAUCGUCGGAGUUCGCUGUUGAGAGAAAGAAAAACCAAAAUGUUUAAAAAAAAAACGUUUAAAAACUAAAAAAAAAAAAUAUAUAAGGGCAACUGUUAGUACAAUGAGCGCAGGAUACGAUUCGAUGAAAUCAUUUUAGCGAUGGGAAACGAUCCGGCUCCUCUUAUUAAAUAAUUAAGCGUUUAAAAAAUGAAAGGAAAAAAUGAGAAAGAUUUAAGUUAAGUCAAUUAGACGUUAUACUGCAUGUUACAGACUGAGUGAUGUUAGAUUUUUUACGAUAUUUAAUGAUGAAAAAAAAUAAUGCCUAACAACAAAAAAUGUAAAACACACCGGGUCUAAAUAGUUUAUUAUUCCCUCUGAUUUUUUCUAUCCAAUUGCCAAAAUAUUACACAGACGAAAAUCAAAUUAUACAAAGAAUACUUUUCUCCGUGUUGGGCAGAAAAAAAAAUGAAUAAAUUAUCACUACCAUUGGGAUUAUUCUGUGAUAAACUGGUAAUUAGUGGGAUAUUGAUUGAAGAGAAUUGCUAUAUUUGUUUCGAAUAAUUUGAGAAAACUUUUGGAUGAGGCAGAAGAACGGAGAAUAGAACAAUAUCACUUUUUCUGUGAGCGCUGAUUAACUUUUGUUAUUCAUAACAAAAUUUUGAUUCAAUAUUUAAUCCUAUUCGUUAUCAAUUUAUUACAGAAUUUACUAUUUGUAUUCACGGAUUACAGGCGUUAUUAUUGUUGAACGAUUGCGUAUCGUGAUGAUUGUUUUCGAGCGUAGUAGAUUACCAAAAACGUUAUUUAUUUUGAUAUUGAUAAUAAAUUCAGUAAUUCGAGUGGUGAAAUGUAAAACAGGUUUUUGAUAUUUGGGUAAAUCUCAAGUUAUGUCAAUAUAACGAAAAAGAUCCUAGAUGAACAAUAAUACUAUUGACAAAAUAUUUACAAUCAUUAACGCAUUUUUUAAUGGAGUUCUGAAUAUAUUCUAUAGUUUGAGUAUAAAUUGUCAUUACAGUUACUAAAUUUUCGGGAAUUAUUAUGCACAAAUUCCAUAUUGUUCUCCUCUUUUUCGAUGUGAAGGUGAAAAAUAUUUAAUUAUAAAUCUAUCUGCAUAAUUAAUUUAAUUGUUUCGUCAUUUCGUAUCGGUGGAAUGUUUAUGAAAAAAAUUAGUUGAGAAUAAUUUUGUUUCAAAAAAAAUAUCUCGUUAAUUUUUUUCGUAAAAUCAUUCCUAAGACAUGAAAACAAAACCAUGAAAAAUCAGCCUGUUAUUCUUCACCACUUAAUUACUGAAUAAUAACGUAACGAAUAUGAUGAAAUGUUCCACCAAAAAGAGCAUCAAAGUAUUUCAUUAAUUAAUAGCAUAGAACUAUUAAUAAAAACAUCAAGAGAAAGCCUCGAGAAUUUUCUUUGAGUUUCGCUGGGUGAAACUUGUAUAUUUUUUAUGAGGCCAAUUGGCAGAUGUAUUCGCAGAUAAUUACUUUGUAGAUUAGCUGAUACUUGAAGUGUUAUUAUUUAAUGUAGUGUAAAGGACAAUAGAGUAUACGUGGAUUUAUGAAUGCGCAAAUGAACAUAAUUGUUAAGGAAAAUAAGAAAAAAAAACACAAGAUAAAGAUCAAGGAGAGUGAACAUUGUAUCAACAGCCUAAAGAUUAUAACAAUUGAAUUCGAGUAUUAUGAGAGAUGAUUGCCAAGGAUGUAUACACUGUCACAGUAUGAGUUGAUUUUAUAUAAAUAUUUACAUGGAAAACAAAAUUAAAAAUAUGACAUUAGACAACGUAAGCCAUUAUAACGUUUUACGUUGACGUGAUAAAUGUUGAAUAAUUGUUGCCUAGUUUAUGUGCCAAUGUGUUGUAAUAUAUAGAGCUAAUAAAUGUUACUAGAUAAAGUAAUGAAA
This is a messenger RNA of Diachasmimorpha longicaudata, 8873 nucleotides long. It is a transcript of the gene na, whose product is annotated as sodium leak channel NALCN. Bases 307 to 5547 code for a protein of 1746 amino acids. Gene Ontology annotation, biological process: transmembrane transport; monoatomic ion transport; positive regulation of synaptic transmission, GABAergic. Gene Ontology annotation, cellular component: plasma membrane. The record is from RefSeq and is a predicted model, not a curated record. Gene Ontology annotation, molecular function: monoatomic cation channel activity. Lineage: Eukaryota; Metazoa; Arthropoda; Insecta; Hymenoptera; Braconidae. The transcript has 20 exons.